ACAGUAAUAACAGACUCAAGGAACAUAUGGUCGAAGCUUCAUAUGUACGUGGUACUCAUUUAAAAUUCAUUAAGCUUUAUUAUUCCUGAAUGGAAGGGACUUUUAAAGAAUUACAAGUGAAAAACAAACUUUUAUUGUUGGACAUAUAAAUAAAUAUUGUCUGCUGAUUUCAUAGGUAUAUUGAGUGUGCGUGUGUGUUUGUAAAACAAAGUGUUGUUCCGAUAUUUACACACGUAAGAUUGAAAUUGUUUACUGAAAUGCCAUUGAUAACUAGCCAUGUGAAAGUGUUGCAAACAAUCAAAGCCCACACGAGCGACAUAAAUUGUAUCGAAUUUUGGGGAAAUCAUUUAUUAUUCACUGGUUCAAGUGAUAAAACAGUUCGAGUAUGGCGUUGGAAUGUGGGAAAAGGCUUCGUCGAAGAAGUAUUUUCUCCACUGCUGGGUCAUAAGUAUGGAGUGACGUGUGUGAGAGUAUCACCACAGGGAGGCGUUUUAGCAUCUGCAUCGGUUGAUGGAACAGUAAUCUUGUGGGACGUAAAUGAUGGUAGUAAGACUAACGUAUUAUCUCAGGAAAAUGGCGAGUCAAUUAGACAGUGCGCGUUCAGCCCUGAUGGAUCUACAAUCGUAUCAAGCGAUGACAGUGGUACCGUUUGUAUCUGGGGACAGAAUAAAAAUAUUGUCAGGCUGAUUCGAUGUCAUGAGGAAGCAGUCCAUGCUAUUAGCUUUUCCCCAGAUUCCAACAUUUUGCUCACCGGCUGUACGUUGGGUAACAUUCGUAUGCACUAUGCAGAUGUUGGUAAUGAAAACAUGGCAGUGAUAAACGAUGCAUCGUGUUAUAUAGAUAGUGCCCAUGAUUUAGGGGUUCUAUCUGCCGAUUUCUGUAAAUUUAUUCACAUUGACCCAUCGGAUAACAAGACGUCCAUUUACACGGUAGCUACUUGUGGGACUGAUCAUUUAAUCAAAAUUUGGAGAAUAUUUUGUUUAGUUGAUGCUGUUCACAUGGGAAGUAAGACUCGAUUAGUGCCGUCUACUCCUCAGGAGCAUGAAUGCGGAAAUUCUGUGAUCCUUAGCACAGAAACUAUGAACGCUGAAUGUGUUAUGGUCAUACCUGCACAUGGUAGCUCAGUAAAUUGCGUAAGGUACAAUCGUCUGGGUACAAUGCUUGUAUCAGCCAGUUUGGACAAAACGUUAAAAUUAUGGGACAUUCAGGGAAAUUGUCUAAAGACACUAGCUGAACACUCACGUUAUGUGAAUACGGUGUCAUGUAAUUCCGAUUCAACAAUAAUCGCAUCCGGUUCCAAUGACCGUACGGUCAUCAUUUGGGAUCUAACCGGCAAACAUUCAUUGGAUUCGAAUAUGAUUGAAGCGAGUUCGGCUCUAUUCAGCCUAGCAUCGAAUCUUGUCGAUAUACCUCUAGAAUUCAUUUGUCCGAUUACUCAUGAAAUGAUGGGAAAUCCAGUUGUGGCUGCAGAUGCUUUCACGUACGAGAAAUCUGCCAUAAUAGAAUGGUUCGACCGUGGCAACAAUACAUCACCAAUGACGAAUGUUGAGUUGUCUUCGACCGAUUUGUCGGAAAAUGAUGAUUUGAAGGGAAGAAUCGAAGAAUACUUAAAGUCGAUGGAUUUUGGUAGUUUUUCUGCACCGGAUCUACUGAAUUUAUAAACAACAAUCGCCGGUUAACAUUUGGUUUGUCUAUGUGAUAACAGGUUCACAAAUGGAAAAAAAUUUUUUCUUCUUUUGGUUGAAUUUAAUGCACCUAAAGCAGUGAAGUAUAUUUGUGGUGUUGAAUAAAUUAGAGAUGAAACGGUGACGGUCUUCUUUUAUCAUUUUUUUUUUAUUUGAAAAAUUUUACAAUAUUUAUCUGAAUAGCCGAGUUUGGCUGCUUUCCUUACCUCUCGGGUGAGAUCAACUCAUCAUUCAUCUUUUUUCUUCAGUUAUUGUGCCUAAUUACUAAUUACCCAAUCUGCAAAUAUAUUUCAUGUGCACAUAUCGUAAAAACAUUUUUUCGUUCGUUCGUUUAAAA
Bradysia coprophila is the source of this 2022-nucleotide messenger RNA. RefSeq names its product WD repeat, SAM and U-box domain-containing protein 1-like. Gene Ontology annotation, biological process: protein ubiquitination. Gene Ontology annotation, molecular function: ubiquitin-protein transferase activity; protein binding. Lineage: Eukaryota; Metazoa; Arthropoda; Insecta; Diptera; Sciaridae. The record is from RefSeq and is a predicted model, not a curated record.